GCCUGGCUGCGUGUUCGGCCUACCGCACCAUGACUGUGCCUGUUCGCUGGGAUGUUGUGCGCCAGGCUAAGCUCUGCUACCAGUGUCUUGGUCCCCAUCUGCUGCGUGCUUGCCACAGCACCCGAUGCCCAUGGUGUGGUGGCCCGCACCACUCGUCAUUGCACCCGCCGCCCGGAGAGCAUGCAGCCCUCAUGCCUACUGAGAGAUGUGUACCUGAUCGCGGACCUCUGUCACCCCCUGCCGCUGCUGCUGUGUCUGAGAGUCGCAUGCCUGAUCGCAGACCAUUGCCGCCCCCUGCUGCUGCUGGUACUUUUUCUGCCAACCAGGGACGGAUGUGCAUGGGCGUGCGGAGCCAGCAGCACUGCUACGUGCAGACGGCGCUCGUGGAGGUGGCUGGUCCUCGGGGCGUGCGUCUAGUACGCGCGCUGAUUGACGGCGGGGCAGACGCCUCCUUCAUCCGGGCUUCACUGGCUGACCAGCUGGGACUCGAGAAGGUCGGCCAGGGGACCUUCGCGUGUGUCGGAUUCAAGGAAAGAGUUGAGGAGGCUCACCAGUACGACCAAGUAAGCGCGCGGCUCACUGGAUACCAGAAAGCAGACGACCCGGCAGCGGCACGCCUACCGCUGUCAGCUGGUUGACGUCGAGCGAAUGUGGACGCUGGACGCUGUGGGAGUCGCCGCAGAGGAGACCGCCGAGAGAGACCCACCUGUACCGACUUGGAACGCCACCGAGAACAGGUAUGAGAUGGGGCUAGUAUGGAAGUCCGACCAGCGCCCAUUGUCUAACCUGAUGUUAUCGAAGACCCGGACUCACCGUAUGACAGAGAAGUUGAAUGUUGAACAGUUCCAGGAGUACGAUGACCACCUGCAUCAGCUGCUGGAAGACGCCGUCAUCGAGCCCGCGCAGCCGAGUCCGCCAUCAGAGUUCAUCUUACCGCAUCGAGGACUGCACCGCAACGGCAAACUGCGAGUGGUGUUCGAUGGAUCAGCGCCAGACGGUGCAGGUAUGAGCCUGAACUCCUACCUUGAGCCGGGAGAGAACCUGCUGCAUCGUUUACCAGCUGUGCUACUUAACUUCCGUUCAGGAGCUGUGGGUUGUCAGACGGACAUUCGUGCAGCUUUCCAUCAGAUUGUACUCACUGAGGAGGACCGUCAGUUCGUGCAGCUGCUGUGGGCGGGCCAGCGGCUGAGGUUUCGCAGGGUCCCGUUUGGACUCACCUGUUCGCCCUACAUGCUGCUGUGCACUAUCGCUGAGCACGUCCGCCGGUGUCUGCGCGAUGAACCUGUUCUGUUGCAGAAGGUUCAGGAUUCCGUCUACAUGGACGACAUGUGCCCGUCCUUCAGUACGAGGGCGGAGGCAGAGGCCGGACUGACGAAGAUGGGUGACGUCUUCAGCGAGGCCUCCAUGGAUCUUCACAAGACCAGGAUGUCUGGUGACGACACUGAGGACGAGAAGGUGCUCGGCCUACUGUGGAGCACAAGAUCGGAUCGUUUGGCCGUGACCGUGCCACAGGUGACCUGCCCUGGCACCCGGGCUGAGCUGCUAUCUGCUGUGAGUAGACCGUUUGAUCCGCUCGGCGUGGUGACGCCGUGGCUGAUCUGGGGGAAGGCCCUGUUUCAGCGUACCUGGCUUGACGCUGAAUGCACAUGGGAUAGUCCCCUGAGUGGGGAGCUGCAGACCGAGGUCCGAGCCUGGUGGAGAGACUCGCCGGGGAGGGUGAUCUGGUUCCCUCGCCUAGCCGGAGCGCGUGACGACCAGUCCGGAGCGACUUUUCACGUGUUUUGUGACGCGUCUCGGACCGCCUACUGCGCGGUGGUGUAUGUGGUCCAGGGUGGGGAGCCUGCCCUGGUGAUGUCGAAGAGUAGGCUGGCCCCCCUGUCUCCACAUCUAACGAUCCCCAGGCUGGAGCUGAUGGCCGCUGUUGUUGGAGCCAGGUUGAUGGACUUCAUCAAGAACGCGCUGCAUCUGGAGAGCGCAACAGUCACCUACUGGUCCGACUCGACCGACGUGCUUCACUGGCUCAACCGGAGGCGGCCUCUCAAGAUGUUCGUGGAGAACCGGGUGAAGACUGUGCUUCAGUUGACGACCGCCGACCAGUGGAGGUACGUCAGAGGCUCUGAUAACCCCGCUGACAUAGGCACGAGAGGGGUAACGCUGACCUCUCUCAUCGCCUGUGACAAGUGGUGGAAGGGUCCACCAUUUGAUUUGAGUCCGCCUGACUAUGAUGCCUCGUUAGUGCUACUGACGCCUCCCUCAGCAGAAGCCGAAGCAGAGACGAGGCCCGAGGUCAGACGUCAGAUCGUGGCCGUGAGACGAGAGUGUGGCCCUGAUCCGAUUCCAGACGUCAUGCGUGGACCGUUUGACGUGACUCGGUGUUCUCAUCUCAAGCAGGCAGUGAACCGCACCGCGUGGAUUCUUCGGUUCGCGCACAACGCCAGGCACCAGCGCACGGAGAGGAGGAGUGGAGCGCUGUCGCCCGACGAGCGCCGGGAGGCGCUGCGGUUCUGGAUCCGGGUCUCGCAGAGUGCCGCCUACGCGCCGGAGCUGGAGGCGCUGACGGCUGGCGCGCCGCUGCCACCCAACUCGCGACUCGAGAAGGUGCCGGAGGUACCGGGGUGCGCCGUACCGGUCAGCUGAUGGCGCGCUGCCCCUGUUCAGGACGGAGCCCAGUCGUCCGUUCAGCCGGGUCGGUGUGGACUUUUUCGGUCCGAUGUACGUCAAGGGCGGCGACAAGGUAUGGGUACUGCUGCUGACCUGUGCCUCGUCGCGAGCUGUGCAUCUCGAACUGUGUAAGACUCAGAAUGUCGCUGACGUCAAGUUGGCUUUGCGCCGCUUCUUUGCGCUACGUGGCACCCCAUCGCUAGUUGUGAGUGACAAUGCCAGAACGUUUCAUGCCCUGCUCGGGCACCUACCUGCAGCUGUGACCUGGCGCUUUGUACCCGAGGCGGCGCCCUGGUGGGGCGGCUUCUGGGAACGUUUGGUCGGGAUAACCAAGAAGUCCCUGCGCAUUACCCUGCACCAGUGUUAUCUUACCCAUGAGGAGUUGGCAGUCACCCUGUAUGAGUUGGCGUUACAACUGAACUUCCGACCUCUCACCC
Messenger RNA from Amphibalanus amphitrite, 3098 nucleotides. RefSeq lists its product as uncharacterized. NCBI's taxonomy places the organism in Eukaryota, Metazoa, Arthropoda, Thecostraca, Balanomorpha, Balanidae. The coding region runs from base 649 to 2637 and encodes 662 amino acids. The transcript has 3 exons. The record is from RefSeq and is a predicted model, not a curated record.